CUCCCCGGGCCCCGCUCGCCAGGAUCUGCGAACGCCCGUGGAUUAUCCCUUUCGCAGUUCACAGCCCCGGGUUCCCUGGUUAUUGACAUCGAGCGAUCAGUCAUUUUGGAUUCGGGAAACUGGGGCACUUUCGAAGCUGUUUGGCAUUGGAGGUACCUCAUGACUACGCAGAGGUAGCAGCCCGACACAGAGCGAUCCCAAAACACACAUUAAGAUCUAACCGAGGGGGCGGCCGGAACAGCAAAAGAACCUCUAGCUAUGCGCCGCAUCCCCUCAAUUCCCAGUCUCCAGUUCCACGGCCACUACAUCUUCCCUUUCCCCGCAGCAUGCCCUGGGAGAGCGACUCUGGAUCAUUGUUCGUGUACAACCGACACUCUCCGUGGCGCUCCGCACAGGUGGCCGCGGUUCCUGUAAAGCAGCCUCGGAGCGGCUCCUCUCGCCAUCCCGCCCUCCACUCGCCGUGUGCUGGAGGCGGCACCCAAUGGGGCGGCAGGCACAAUGUUUCCAAACACGGCACUCCCUGCACACUCUCCGCCUCCCCGCGGCAGCACGAAGGCGGCUCCUCUGCACGACAGCGGAGCCGCCAGGGCUGCUGGGAGCGGGGCGGGGGACAGCGGAGCUGCUUCCUGCAGCCAUCCCCGGACAGCACUGCAGAAAGCAGCCCGAGGUCCCGGCACAGCCUCAGCCGGGCGCUCCCGGGACGGGAGCGGGCGGGGGAGCGGAGGGGCGGGGCUAGGCAGAGACCCCGCCUCCCACCACGCCCAUCGCGCGGCGCGGCCCGUGCGCCGCUCCCGUGAGGCUGCGCGGCGGCGGCGGCAUUUAAACCGCGGCGGCCGUUAGGGGCGGUGUGUGUGCCACGGGUUUUUCGCUCCCGGCGCUGGCGGGCCUGGAUCGCGGCAGCGACAUGGGGCCUCGGGGGGACAGGGCGGUGCUGGGCAGCCCCGCUGUGGCCGUGGCCUUCCCGGGAGCUGUGUGCCGGGGCAGCGGCUACCGCUUCGCCUGCGAGCUUCUGAAGCACGUCCUGCACCAGCGGAACCAGCUCCCGCUGCCCUACGAGCAGCUGGCCUACUUCUGCCGGCGGGCGGCCCAGGGUGGAGAUGGAAUUGAGAAACCACAUUCCCUGGGCCUAGCAAGCAGAAAGUGCCAGCAGUUGCUGACGGAGCUGGAGGGAUUGUUCCAGCACCUGGAAGUCAUGUUUAGUCUGACGCUGGUUCCUCGGGUUCUUUUCCUACUUGGAGGCAACGUCAUGAACCCCAAGGAGCUCUAUGAGCUGAAUUUGGAGGGGUUCUGUGAGGGCUCUGCUGAAGAGAGCCUCCAGACCGCACCCUGUGUUCGCCAGCUCUUUCACCGCCUGUUUGUUGCUGAUGUCUUCAGUGAACUUAAGGCUCUCCCUGUGACAGGCACUCUUGUCCUGGUCCAGGGCCACCGUGACUGUGGUGUUGAGUGGUUCCGGCCCAAGCUCAACUACCAAGUGCCGAGCCGAGGGAGGAAGCUGACUGUUAAGUUGUCCUGUGAUGGAGACCUCCACGUCAGUGCCUCACCUCCACGGCACACAGCACCUGCUUGGGAGGACUAUGUCUGGUUCCAAGCACCAGUGACCCUCAAAGGCUUUAGUGAAUGAAUGGUUUCUGUAGAAAUUUAACUGGAAUAUUGAAUACUUUUUUUUUUCUUUAGGUGUUAAUUUUAGCAAAUGUAACCAUGUAUUUUUGAA
Agelaius phoeniceus (red-winged blackbird) is the source of this 1711-nucleotide messenger RNA. It is a transcript of the gene MAD2L1BP, whose product is annotated as MAD2L1 binding protein. Gene Ontology annotation, biological process: regulation of exit from mitosis. Lineage: Eukaryota; Metazoa; Chordata; Aves; Passeriformes; Icteridae. Gene Ontology annotation, cellular component: nucleus. The record is from RefSeq and is a predicted model, not a curated record.